Molecule: messenger RNA, 2515 nt
Organism: Hypoxylon fragiforme
Lineage: Eukaryota; Fungi; Ascomycota; Sordariomycetes; Xylariales; Hypoxylaceae
Exons: 3
Coding region: 1-2367 (788 amino acids)
Source: RefSeq, a predicted model, not a curated record
AUGGAUUCCCGCCGGUCACUACCAAACAACGCCUCUUAUCGCCUAGUUCAGCAGGAUACCCCUACGGCGGUCGAUGUCCUCCUCAUAGAUGCCACUCUUACGGUUGUCAAUCCGCCCCCGGCGAGCAACAUCAGAAGGAGAACAGUCGAGAAUUUGAGGAUGAGCACUGGCUAUUUUCACCCAAACCAGACCGCUUGCACUUACGGGUGGCCAGUUCCAGUCCCCCUUCCCGUUGCCAGGCGCGUCGGGCCACCGAAAAUGGAACAUGGGACAGAAGAUGACCUAAUCUCCCUCUGGUUAUCUGGUGUUUCUUGUCCAGACUGCUUGAAUGAAGAAGCCAAUUUGACGAGACAGAGCACGCCGGUUGGUCUUCGGAAUUCUGAAGAUAAUGUCAUGAUCUUAUCCAAGCCCACCUGCCCACGUAUUGUGCUACAACCUGCCAAGCGAACCCGAUCGCGUACACAGUCUCGGACGGGCCUCGAUGGGCCUCUCAGUUCUAACAGCGAUAGGGUUUCCAAAGCGCUGCGAGAUGAUCUCAGCGAUUUAAAAGAGUCAAGUCGUAGUGCAGGUCAAUCUGCUAGCUCUCAGAAGCUCAGAUCUAAUACUUCUGGGUCUAUCGAUUGGGAGAAGAGUUGGUAUAAAAGAAAGCCUCGGCGGAAACAUGAUGUGUCGGAGGCGUCAAAUCUUAGAUUGAUCUCACCUCCUAAUGCCACCCAUUUAUUUCCAGCGGCUCAUGAUCACAAUAAUCACCAGAUUAGUGAUAGUAGCGAUGGCGAGGAUGAUGUGUCAGAUGGCAAGUCUUGUUCGUAUCUCUCACAGCAUGACGCCCAGUUUCACGCCAUUCAACGAAAUGGUCUUCAUUCAUGUCCAGAACUUCACCGACAGUUGGACGAAUUUGAUAGGUCAUUAUCAAAAUUGAAGACUCGUGAAAAUCAAGAGCAGACUUCUCAGUCACGCCCUGAGCUUGACCAGGGUCGACAUCGACAUUUUCAUAUUCGUAACAUUGUUACUAAGCGCUUUCGGUCACUUGGCCAAAAGCUUCGGCAUUCGGGCUCUUCUAACUUUUCAAUCAGAUCCGAAUUUCCAGCGACCCCUGAUAGCAGAGAACGUCGGCUCCUUGCCCGCGAUUCGGCGGAUAUUUGGCCGUCAUCCGGCGCCGAAACUCCGUUGUACAACACCCCCGAGUCUGACAUUACUUUCACGCGUGCUACUGGACAUCACAUCGACCCUUUGGCAAUAGCUGGUAUGAUGAUUGCCACAGCAGAGCUCGAUCGACUCUCAUCAAGAGCAAGUCUAGACCAACUUUCUAGAACAUCUGGAUCUUCGACAGGUCUUUCAGGGAGUUCCCCUAUCUCGUACACGCCGCUUCACAGUGGGGUUACAAGUCCUGACAACGAAACGUCUGCAUCCGAGUUGGCUACCAUUGAUAUGCCUCCCACGAUGCCAUUCAAUACACCUGCAUCGUCCGCAUCACAAUCUGGUAUAGGGACCCCGGUGUCGAGGCCAUCACAGCGGCGCGGACACAGACGGAGGGGGCAGCGGAGUCGUCUAUCAGAAGUAACAACACCCGAUGAAGUCGCGUCACCAGCAGAAUCUGCCGAAGAAUCUGUGGAAAGGCAUUUUUCCAUCUCUUCCCAGAUUGACACACUUCCAGAAUGUUCUUCCAUUGCCAAUGGCGGAAACGAUGAUAACUUGUAUCCCAAGCCGUUGGCGAUCAACCGGGGAGACUCUGAAUCUCCAGGCAGCCCUUCGGGCCAGGCAACUCAUCCCCUCCCUCUCAUCGGGUCCGGUGGACCUGGGAGCCCGCAGGCCUCGGGAGACUCGAAAAAACUCAAUGUCCAUGAGGAGAUAUCUGCUCCUACUCGAGUCUCGUCGAUAGGCAAAACGCCCGGGCCCACGUGUGACCAAAAGGCCGCCGAGGACGUGAAACUGUGGCCUGCUGUUAACAUACCGCUCAAUGUUAGGCAUGCUGCCCUGUCUUCCACUGACCAGACCGACAUGAAGGCACCAAGAAUACCGACAGAAAUGUAUAUUUUUCAAAGGUCGAGUGCCAUUACUAUGGCUGUAGAUGACAUGUCAACCAUGACGCUUGAGACUGUCGAUACGCUAGCUAUGCGCGAGCCAAAGGAAAGAACAACUUCCGAUUCUUGCCAUCCAGAUACCUGGUCAGAGUCUCAAGGCGAGCCAGGAAACUCGGAUCCAUUUUGUCCUCCAGACUGUCUCAAAAGCGGGCGCAGCAGCCAAGAUAGCCACUUCAGGCCUUCAUUUCCCACGAGGCGGCAGGGCAGUAGCGAGACUGUUCGUAGGCUAGAAGUUUUUGAGAAGCCAGUCUCUAAUGGAGACGAUAGUUCUCAAAAAGAAUCAUAGCGUAAAGAUAGUACGGCCUAAGGCAUGUACGGGAAUAGGAAUAGAGUGCUUGGUAGAGGAAGAUGAUAGUGUUAAGCAGUAUUGAGUAUACGUGAGCAUCGGUGUAGUGAUAUAUCUUUCUUUAGUAUAUGGCAGACCACUGUAAGGC